Messenger RNA from Adineta steineri, 1503 nucleotides. NCBI's taxonomy places the organism in Eukaryota, Metazoa, Rotifera, Eurotatoria, Adinetida, Adinetidae. The record is from the annotation of a GenBank genome assembly.
AUGGGUAAUCCUACUGUUGAUGAAACGAACACAAGUAAAACUACAGAAUCGCUUUUCACUAACAAGGAUCCAAAGUUAGCAGAACUCUUUCCGGAAGAGCUAAUCGGUUGGCAUGGGUAUGUUGAAUGGGAUAAGUAUCCUGAGCGUUGUCAAAAAGCGCAUGAAAUUCUGACAACGUACAAGAGUAAAUUCACGCACAUUCCAGAGUUUCAAUUCGAACCAUUACCUGCUACGAAUCCAAUUCUCAUUGGUCAUCGUUGGAAAGAGUAUCAUGCAGUGCUUGGUCCUUAUCUCAAAGAUAUACCGGCUGAAUCAUGGGCAAUUGUGCAACGAGAGAAGGCAGCUGACAUGAUUCAUGUGCUCGAUUUUCCAUAUAACGGCGAGCCACCUCGUAAUAAACUCAUGCAAAACAAAAUGACUCCAAACGAGUAUCAUUUUGUACGAAAUCAUGGUGGUAUUCCUACUAUUGACAAAACGGCAUUUACAUUAACUAUUGGAGGACUGGUCAACAAACCACAGAUAUUGACGUUAGCUGAUCUACAAGAUCCCAAGAAGUUCGAACCUGUUGAAGUAACGGUCACUCUUCAAUGUUCUGGAACACGUCGUAUCGAACAAAUUCAUGAAUAUCCUGGAGAAGGUGAUGAACUGAUCAAUGCUCCAUGGGGCGAAGGUGCCAUUGGUACAGCUCGCUAUCGAGGUGUAUCCCUUAAAAAGGUCCUCAAUGUUCCACGUCGAAAAGUAGAAGCUCUCAAUGAGGUGUUACUUGUCUGGGAAAUGAAUGGUGAACCAUUACCAGCUAUUCAUGGAGCACCACUUCGAGUGGUGGUCACAGGUUUUAUUGGAGCAAGAUCAUGUAAAUGGGUAUUAAGAGUCAAUGUUCUCAACGAACCAUCACGCGGUCCUGUACAACAACAAGAAUAUCUUUAUUAUGGACCACAGAUUGGAAAGCAGAACGCUCUCUUUUCCAAUGGAUUUUCUAUUCAAGAGAUGCCUGUAGGUUCGGCAAUCAUGACUCCAAAUGACAAACAAGUGGUGGUGCAUCAGGGCAAGAUUGAAAUGACUGGAUGGGCUUAUUCAGGUGGAGGUAGAUGGAUAGAAAGAGUUGAUGUUUCAGCUGAUGGAGGACAUACCUGGCUUCAAUGUGAUCCAGAUGAUAUGACGGAAAAGCAUUAUCACGCAUGGAGAUUAUGGAAGAUCACACUGCCUGUGCUCGCCGAAGGUUGGCUCGAGUUGGUUGUUCGAGCGUUUGAUAAUGCAUGCAACACACAACCUACUUAUGUACGCAGCGUUUGGAACUGGGACUUACAUGUAACAAGUUCAGCGCACCGCAUUAAAAUCUAUUCCGUCAAUGCAUCGAAUCCGGCAACUGCCAAACGAUUACGUCAAAUUGAAGAAAACGGCGAUUCAUUAGAACCUAUUACACGUCCUCUUAUGUUUCGUAUUGAGAGCGAGGAGCAUUAUGACAAGAACGUCAAGAAACAUAAACGAGAACCAGAAGAAUAA